AGCGGCGUUUCGGGACGGGGCACUGCGCAUGCGGAGCUCCAAAUUCAAACAGCUGUUUCCAGAGGCUGAAAGGGUGGGCGGACCUAGAGCCGUAGGGGCUCUGGAAGGCUUUCUUCAGGCUGUGGCCACUCGAGAGCCAUGGUAGACCGGGGCCCUCUGCUUACCUCGGCCAUCAUUUUCUACCUGUCCAUCGGGGCGGCGAUCUUCGAGGUGCUCGAGGAGCCUCACUGGAAGGAGGCCAAGAAGAAUUACUACACGCAGAAACUGCAGCUUCUCAAGGAGUUCCCGUGCCUGGGCCAGGAGGGCCUGGACAAGAUCCUGCAGGUAGUAUCUGAUGCUGCAGGACAGGGAGUGGCCAUCACAGGGAACCAGACCUUCAACAACUGGAACUGGCCCAACGCAGUCAUUUUCGCAGCCACAGUCAUCACCACCAUCGGCUAUGGCAACGUGGCCCCCAAGACCCCCGCUGGACGCCUCUUCUGCAUUUUCUAUGGUCUCUUCGGGGUGCCACUCUGCCUGACAUGGAUCAGCGCCCUGGGCAAGUUCUUUGGGGGACGUGCCAAAAGACUUGGCCAGUUCCUCACCAAGAGAGGUGUGAGCCUGCGGAAAGCACAGAUCACAUGCACAGCCAUCUUCAUUGUGUGGGGCGUCCUGGUCCACCUGGUGAUCCCGCCCUUUGUCUUCAUGGUGACGGAGGAGUGGGACUACAUCGAAGGUCUCUACUACUCCUUCAUUACCAUCUCCACCAUUGGUUUCGGUGACUUCGUGGCUGGUGUGAACCCUGAGGCCAACUACCACGCUCUCUAUCGGUACUUUGUGGAGCUCUGGAUCUAUCUGGGGCUGGCCUGGCUGUCCCUCUUUGUCAACUGGAAGGUCAGCAUGUUUGUGGAAGUCCACAAAGCCAUUAAGAAGCGGCGGCGACGGCGGAAGGAGUCCUUUGAGAGCUCCCCACACUCCAAAAAGACCCUGCAGAUGACAGGGAAUGCGGCCUCUAAGGAUGUCAACAUCUUCAGCUUUCUCUCCAAAAAGGAGGAGACCUACAAUGACCUCAUCAAGCAGAUUGGGAAGAAGGCAAUGAAGACGAGCGGGGGUGGGGAAAGGGUCCCGGGGCCCGGACCAGGGCUGGGACCUCCAGGGGGUGGGCUACCAGCCCUCCCUGCCUCCUUGGCCCCGCUGGUGAUCUACUCCAAGAACCGCGUGCCCAGCUUAGAAGAGGUGUCACAGACACUCAGGAGCAAAGGCCAUGUGUCAAGGCCCUCCAGUGAGGAGGCUGGGGCGGGCUGCCCGAUGGAUGGCUCCCCAACCCCUGAGGUGUUUAUAAACCAGCUGGACCGAAUCAGUGAAGAGGGCGAGCUGUGGGAUGCCCAGGACUACCACCCACUCAUAUUCCAGAAUGCCAAUAUCACCUUUGUGAGUGAGGAGGCUGGCCUCUCAGACGAGGAGACUUCUAAAUCUUCACUGGAAGACAACCUGGCUGUGGAGGAGCAGCCCCAGGAGGAGGCUGAGGCUGAGGCGCCCCUGCACCUAGGCGAGUUCCACUCCUCAGACGAGUCAACCUUCACCAGCACCGAGUCUGAGCUCUCUGUGCCUUACGAACAGCUUAUGAACGAGUACAAUAAGGCAAACAGCCCCAAAGGCACAUGAGGCAGGCCCGGCUCCCCACCCCACAGUUGAUGGCUUCUUCCCCCUCACCCUGGGGUGUCCUUUGAUGGCUGGGACCCCGGCCCCUGGUGGGGGGACAGCCUUGAAACUGGGAGUGGGGGGCCAGGGGCCUUCUUUACCUUCCCUCCCCUCUAGCUAUAUGCCCAAGACAAAACCUCUGUUCUACAGCUGAACAAGUACCAGCAGUGGG
This is a messenger RNA of Orycteropus afer afer, 1852 nucleotides long. RefSeq names its product potassium two pore domain channel subfamily K member 5 (gene KCNK5). Gene Ontology annotation, molecular function: potassium ion leak channel activity. The record is from RefSeq and is a predicted model, not a curated record. Gene Ontology annotation, cellular component: membrane. NCBI's taxonomy places the organism in Eukaryota, Metazoa, Chordata, Mammalia, Tubulidentata, Orycteropodidae. Gene Ontology annotation, biological process: stabilization of membrane potential; potassium ion transmembrane transport.